Molecule: messenger RNA, 447 nt
Organism: Staurois parvus
Lineage: Eukaryota; Metazoa; Chordata; Amphibia; Anura; Ranidae
Source: the annotation of a GenBank genome assembly
GGAGUGCCGAUGCUCUCAGUCCAGCCGAAGGGAAAGCAGAAAGGGUGCGCCGGGUGCAACCGGAAGAUCAAGGACCGCUACCUGCUCAAGGCGCUGGACAAGUACUGGCAUGAAGACUGCCUGAAGUGCGCCUGCUGCGACUGCCGAUUGGGCGAGGUCGGCUCCACCCUCUACACAAAAGCAAAUCUCAUACUCUGCCGCAGGGAUUACUUACGGCUCUUCGGAACCACAGGGAACUGCGCCGCCUGCAGCAAGCUCAUCCCCGCCUUCGAAAUGGUCAUGCGGGCCAGAGACAACGUCUACCACCUGGACUGCUUCGCCUGUCAGCUCUGCAACCAGAGGUUCUGCGUCGGGGACAAGUUUUUCCUGAAGAACAACAUGAUCCUGUGCCAGAUGGACUAUGAAGAGGGGCAGCUCAACGGGAGCUUCGAAUCCCAAGUCCAAUAG